ACAUUCCUCAUCAAUCAAUAUGAAAAACGAUCGUAACUCAUUACUCCCACCUCACAGAGGACCGAAUGUAUUGCCUAACAGCCCAUUGUUUGGCAAGCUCAUCCGUCACGCUCGACGUGAGCGAUUGGCUGUGAGAGACCUCCAGCUUGGUCUCGAGAAAACAUAUGGAGACCUCCUCGAUGCAGUCCUGACAUUCCGAGAAGUCGUCAGCGCCUCUUUGACCCCAGAAACGAAGCUUGCUUUGGAGCGAGGAGAUGAGGUCUAUAUUGGUGUCCUUGCUGCCGGAGGUUGGGAGUUCACAGUUGCAGUCCUGACUGCGCUGGCUCUAGGAGCUGCUGUUGUCCCAAUGUUAGAUGAGUUGAUCUACUUCGUCAACAAGUCAAAUCAAGUUGCAGUGCUGGCAGGUGUUCCGGUUACAUCACUAGCAGACAAAGUGGUCGCACAAGCCAAGACGAACAACCCUCAUCUGGUUUCGAUAUCCAUUUUGCCAAAUCUGCCCGUGGUGCCUACGAGAACUCCUGUGGACAUCUCAAUGUCAUCAGAUGCACCGUUGGACGAGAGAGCUCCUGGCGUUGUCAUCUUCACCUCCGGAACCACUGGUCGACCAAAGGGAGUCGUACACCGACGCGGCUAUACUCACGAGACAGCACUUGCAAUUGGCGAAGGCUAUGACAUCGACCACAAUGAUGUCCUGUUACACGCUCUUCCGGUCCACCACACAACAGGAUUCGGAACUUCAUUCUUCCCUUUCCUCUGUGCAGGCGCAUGUAUCGAGUUUAGAGGCGCAGCAAGCUUCGAUGCGAAAUGGGUCUGGGACCGCUGGCUUCAAGGCGGACUGACUGUCUUUUCUGCUGUGCCUACCAUCUUCAUGCGUCUGAAGUGGUACUUUGAACGUGAAGUUCAGAAACUUCCACUAGAGCAGCAGUUGCCGUAUGUGAAAGCUGCGAACCAGUUCCGCGCUUUCUUGUGCGGAUCAAGUGCUCUUCAAGACGGUGUUCAAGAUUUCUGGACAAACUUGAGGAACGGUUCCCCAAUCUUGACCAGAUAUGGAGCCACUGAGUUCCCGGGCUGUCUGAAAGUGCCAGCCGACAUGGAUCAUAGACUCUUGCCCAAAGGAUGUGUUGGUAUGACAGUACCUGGUGUCGAGAUCAAGCUUUCAGGUGGCAAUGAGGGCGAGUUGUUGGUCAAAACUCCAUAUAUGUUUGCANAACUGACCAUGAUCAGAUACCUUGGCGAUAAAGAGGCAACCAUCAAUUCACACGACGAAGACGGCUGGUUCAAGACUGGUGACAUCGCUCGUCGAGAUGGAGACUACUACACCAUCAUUGGCAGAGCUUCCGUCGAUAUUAUCAAGUCAGGCGGAUACAAGAUUUCGGCGAUCGACAUCGAGCGUGAACUCUUGGCUCUUCCAUACGUUGGCGAAGCGAUGGUUGUAGGCGUAGAAGAUGAAGAGUUUGGCCAACUUGUCGGUGCCGCAAUUACCGUCAAACCAUCUGCCAACAUCUCAGUCCAGACCUUGACGCUCAAGAAGUUGAGAGAUGACCUGCGAUCCAAGUUGGCCGGCUACAAACUACCGACCGUGCUGCGUCUUGUCGAGGGAGAGCUGCCAAAGGGUGGAACUGGCAAGGUUCAGAAGAAGGUGCUGGGACCACAGUACUUCCCCACGCCAGACUAUAUCAACAUGCCCGAGAUCCAGACUCUGAGGAAAGUAAAGAAAUCAGAGGUUCGAGCUAGGCUG
This is a messenger RNA of Aureobasidium musti, 1738 nucleotides long. Lineage: Eukaryota; Fungi; Ascomycota; Dothideomycetes; Dothideales; Saccotheciaceae. The record is from the annotation of a GenBank genome assembly.